AGAGAGAGAGAGCAAACCGAAGCCAUGGCAUCCCCGUCCACGCCUGCAACAGCUGAUUUCUCCUCGACCCCCCCAAAACGAACCAAAAUCGUUCUACUUGGCGACCAGAGCGUCGGGAAGACCAGUCUCAUUACAAGGUUCAUGUAUGAUACAUUCGACAAUACCUACCAAGCAACCAUUGGCAUCGAUUUCCUCAGCAAGACAAUGUACCUGGAAGACAGAACGGUAAGAUUGCAGCUAUGGGACACUGCUGGACAGGAACGGUUCCGUUCGCUAAUACCGUCGUAUAUCCGUGACUCCUCUGUAGCCAUAGUCGUCUAUGACAUAACCAACCGUCAAUCGUUCUUGUCGACGUCCAAAUGGAUAGACGACGUCCGGUCAGAGCGGGGAAAUGACGUCAUCAUUGUUCUAGUCGGCAACAAAGCAGACCUGUCGGAAAAGCGUGAAGUGACGAUCGAAGAAGCAAAUACAAGGGCAACACAGUUGAACAUCAUGUUCAUGGAAACGUCGGCCAAGGCAGGUCACAAUGUUAAAUCUUUAUUUAAGAAGAUUGCAUUAUCACUGCCGGGGAUGGAGAAGGAAGGUCAGACUGAAGCUCCAAAUACAAAAAUCGAUGUUACGACGUCUCAAUCAACCGCUCUCCCGGAGGCUUCGCAAUGCAGCUGUUAAUACCAUCCUCAGCAGUUGUAUGAU
Molecule: messenger RNA, 693 nt
Organism: Pisolithus orientalis
Lineage: Eukaryota; Fungi; Basidiomycota; Agaricomycetes; Boletales; Pisolithaceae
Product: ras family-domain-containing protein
Exons: 6
Coding region: 25-669 (214 amino acids)
Molecular function (GO): GTPase activity; GTP binding
Source: RefSeq, a predicted model, not a curated record